This is a messenger RNA of Anastrepha obliqua, 1770 nucleotides long. RefSeq names its product solute carrier family 35 member G1. The transcript has 3 exons. The record is from RefSeq and is a predicted model, not a curated record. Lineage: Eukaryota; Metazoa; Arthropoda; Insecta; Diptera; Tephritidae. Bases 461 to 1507 code for a protein of 348 amino acids. Gene Ontology annotation, cellular component: membrane.
GUUUUUUGUUUUGGUUCAAUGAAAAAAAACCCGGUUCUGCUACCUAGCCAUAUCUGUAACCGGUAUCAUCUCCUUUACCUUUUACAUCUCAAUAGGAAGCAGAGCUAAGGAUGCGGAAGUCGUACAAAGUUUGUGUUAUAUUAAAGAUUAAUUCUGUGGCAGCAUAAAAAUGUUUAUAAAAUUAAUAGUGAUUAGGCAAACAAUGCAGACGUGUGUGUAGUUUAAUAUAUAUGAAACGGUAAAUAAACAGUGAAUGUCCAAAUUGUACAACUUUCGGCGAACGUUAGGAGGGAAAUCGAUUUUUCCAUCUACAACAACGACACACAACAACAGCAGAGCAAAGGCAAUGAGAUAAAUUUGAAAUAAAGUUAGUAUGCCUGUUUUGCAACGACGCUGCUGGAGUGCAUCGAAACUACUCUAAGCCUGCUAAAGAAAACUCGGUAUAAAUUAUUAAACAACGAUGCCUGAAAAUUUGGAACUGCAUCAGUUUGUCGAUGGUUUUCGCCAUGGCGAGACUUCACACAGGUUACUUACACGCCUCAAGGCAACAUUUAACUGCCCUUAUUUGGGAAUCAUACUAGCUACUCUCUCCUCGCUUUUUUUCUCGCUAUGCUCAGUUAUAGUAAAGGGAUUAGUCGACGUUAAUCCAAUGGAGCUUGCCUCAUUUCGGUUUAUAGGUGUAUUACUUCCCGCUAUACCCAUUGUCGUCUACACACGCCAUCCUGUAUUUCCUGAAGGCAAGCGUGUUAUACUACUGCUACGCUGCUUUAUGGGCACCACCGGAUUAAUGUUAAGUUUUUAUGCCUUCCGUCAUAUGCCACUUGCCGAUGCCAGUGUUAUAAUAUUUUCAACACCUGUAUUUGUUGCCAUUUUUGCGCGCGUCUUUCUCAAGGAGCAGUGCAGUUUUUUUAAUAUAGUAACUAUCAUACUUACGCUGGUCGGCGUUGUUCUCAUUACACGUCCACCCUUUGUUUUUGGCGACACUGCGCCUUCACUAGAGACUGAACGUUUUUCGGGAAAAACCUACGACAUUUGGGGACCAGUUGCAGCCAUAUCGUCCACAUUAUUCGGUGCCAACGUAUAUAUAUUGUUGCGGGCUCUCAAAGGAUUGCAUUUCUCCGUCAUAAUGGCAAACUUUGGCGGGUUUGCGCUUGUCUACACUUUCAUUGUGUGCGGCUCGAUUGGCGCUUUGUGCUGGCCAGCAUGUGGUCGUGACCGUUGGCUAGUUGUGGUUCUUGGUAUUUUUAGCUUUUUAGGCCAAAUAUUGCUGACAUUAUCAUUGCAAAUAGAACAGGCCGGACCAGUGGCUAUUGCACGGUGUGCCGAUAUCGUAUUCGCAUUUAUAUGGCAAAUAAUGUUCUUUGGUGAAACUCCUACGGGCUUUUCGCUUUUGGGCGCCUUGCUGGUGGUAAGUUCAGUGAUAUUAACAGCACUGAAGAAGUGGGCAUUAUCGCUACCGCGCGAGUCUACAGCUAGAAAACGAUUACGCUAUUUGUUGCUAGAUUAAAGUUCACUUAAACUCCUUCAUAUUAGAAUAUACGAAAAAUACUACGUUAAUCAUAGAAGCGCAUUGUGGUUUCUCUCAUAGGACUAUAAUUAUAAUAUUGCAUCUUCACAAAAAAUAAACAAAACGAAAUAUUGAGAAUUAAAAAAACAAAAAACAAAAAAAAAACAAAAAAACAAAAAACGGUAAUACAUUUUACCAAACCUAAAGGAAAUGAACUUUAGAUUGUACUUAAUUAAAGUGAGGCUGGCAUAUAAAAAAAAAAA